Corticium candelabrum is the source of this 1390-nucleotide messenger RNA. RefSeq names its product arrestin domain-containing protein 3-like. NCBI's taxonomy places the organism in Eukaryota, Metazoa, Porifera, Homoscleromorpha, Homosclerophorida, Plakinidae. Gene Ontology annotation, biological process: protein transport. The transcript has 6 exons. The record is from RefSeq and is a predicted model, not a curated record. The coding region runs from base 2 to 1219 and encodes 405 amino acids. Gene Ontology annotation, cellular component: cytoplasm.
AAUGGCCAAACUAUCUUCGUUUUCCAUCAAUUUUUCCAACGAUCAGCAAGUUUAUUACGCGGGGCAGACGGUCUCAGGAACGUGUCUUGUUGCCGUCGACGAGCCAUUGAAAGCGCGAGGCAUUCGAGUCGCCAUUCGCGGAGAGGCGAACGUUCACUGGACGGAAACGAGGACGAGGAAAAUCGGGUCUGGGAAGAGCGAACGCACAGAGACGUAUACGGAACAUUUUCGAAGCAGCGAGAUUUAUUUCAACUUGAAAACGACUUUGUGGGGAAAGGAUGAAGGAGAUCGAAAAGGAGACAACCCUGUCCUCCCUGCUGGCGAUCACUGCAUGCCGUUUGCAUUUCAGUUGCCAUCCAGCGGAUUACCGUCAUCAUUUGAGGGCAAACUCGGUUACAUUCGUUACUGGCUAGAGGCGACAAUUGAUCGUCCGUGGCGAUACGACUUCAAGGCCAAACACGCGUUCAGUGUUCACGAAAUCAUCAAUGUCAAUUUGCCUCAAAUGAAUGUGUGUAUUGAGGACGAGGAUGAGAAGACUCUUUGCUGCUUGUGCUGUCAGUCUGCGCCGUUGUCUUUGUUUGCGAAGGUGGAUAGGGCCGGCUACUGUCCAGGGGAAGGAAUUGCGAUUACGACUCGAGUACAGAACCCGUCGAAUAGAGAGAUGAGAGGCACUCGGGCAAGACUCAUUCAGACGACUGAGUUUUAUGCUCAAGCGUCACGCAACAUCAAUAAAGAAGACGUGGCCGUCAUGCAGGGCGUUCCUAUCCAACCACACUCCACAGGCGAGUGGCGCAACCGUCUCCUCAAGAUUCCUGUAAUACCUCCAACAACAAUCACAUGCCGCAUCAUCCGUGUAACUUACUGUCUUGAGGUGACUGUUGUGGUGCCGAAUUCUGUGGACCUGUCGGUUGAGAUUCCUCUGACAAUAGGAACGGUGCCACUGCAUCAAGGUGUUAGAAGUCAAGCACAACUUCCUGUUGACCGAACAGCAUCGCCGCUGCCAUUUGACGAGCUGCCCAGCUAUGCUGAGGCUAGUGGCGGUCCUGCCACUAUCAGUGACACAAAUGAGAAGAUCAUGGGCGACACAAAAUUUACACCUCUCUAUCCAUUCGUCAGGGACUUCAGUUUCACAGGCAGUGAAUCACUGAUGACAAAAGAAGGACAGAAGGCACAAAGGAAAGUCACCGAACGAAGCAAGCUACUACAACGCUAUAGUUAAGACUCAACAGAGACAGACAGUAGUAUCUUGUCGUUUGCUGCUGUUGUGUACAACCCUUUGACUAUUUCAUACAUAACGCAUCAGAUUUCUUACGUUCUAUUCGAGUUAGUUGAAUUCAGACAAUUGAGUGAUUUAUGCCGCAAUGUACAUACACGGAGCACAUACUGUAGU